AUGAUGAAAGAACUUUACUUGGUGUAUGUCUCCCUUUUGGUUUUCCUUUUCUUUACAAAGAGAAUUAGCAGUGAGGAACUCCUCUCCGUAGAUAGAAUCAGGCAUACCAUGCGGCACUACGGCGUGAUGGAUGAAUCCAAGGGAUUCUCGAACUUCGCUUUAUUCUACCUGUACAACGCAUUGCGGUGCACACUAACGCAAGAGGCGUUCGAGUCACAUGAAGAUGAUAAAUACAGGAAGACGAUAUUCCUGGUGAAGAAUAACUUGCUGCGGUUGCAGGAGAGGAAGGCGGAUAGAAACUUGUGGUUGUUCUUCGAAUUAGAUCUCACGGAUUUGUUGUUAUCUGCGGCGGCCGAAAUCGAGGCGAACAUGAGGAACUACGACAUGGGUCUUCUAGAAAUGUACAAUGAGCUGCGGCUGUCUGACUUUACGUUCAACCGCGUGUCCAAUCUGGAGCUAGACAUAUGCACAAAUGCAGUUCUCUCCGUCGAGGAGAUCAGUCUGCACAUGACCAUUGUGCCUUUCUUGUUGGAGGAGGCGGAUAUAAGUACCAAAAUGUACAUGCAGGAAAUACGGCAGGCCCUAUGGAAGACUCUGAACUUUUUUAACUUCUUCACGUUGCAAAUAAGCGAGCACAACAUUACUGUAGCCAAUAUGUACAGAAAGGAGAUAAAUCUAUUCCUGAAAGUGAUGGACAAAUUUGACUUCAUUUCAAUGAACGAAGAAAAUAUCCUGGAAAUGCACGACGAGAUUUAUUUAAAAAAGAGGUAUGGAAAGAAAGUGCUUGGAAAUUUCUUCAUUUUCUUAAAUCUGUUUCCAUUUUAUCAAGUUCUUGAACACUUUGAGUACUUCCACUAUAUAGAAGUAGUACCUAUUUACAUACGAACGAAAAAGGGGACGAUGAAAUCGAGAGGCUACAACAUGGAGAACAUUUUCUACCCCUUAGUCGAAGGGGUCUACAAGCAUGAUUUAAAAAUAAAUGAGGGAAUUAUAUUAAUACGAAUUUUAAAGCAAUACAAUAUAGGAAGUCAUACAAAACAGAUGUACUACUAUGAUUCUGACUUUAUAUAUAAGGCCAUCAUAUAUGAAUCCGUUUUGUCUUCCUCAACAGAAGCCUCCUCUGGUCAAUCUGGUGUCAAAUUUGAAGCUCUGUACUCACAGAAUAUCGAUAUAGCAAAAGGGGUUUUGCCUCCUGAUGAAGACAUUACAUUGAGUCUCAUUCUGCUCGUCGAUGCUGAUACGUAUGUGGAAGUUUUACUGGAACAAAUCCACAAUUUUGUUUUUCCAGAGGAUAUUUCUCUGGCCAAUUUGGAUUCCAACAAAGAGAGAAUCAAAAUAAUGGGUUCUUGCAUAUACACCAAAGAAUCGCAGCCCCCCAUUUUUCAAGGCUUCUUUUCCAGGGGGCUUAGCACCUACAUUUUAUUCAAAAUUUUAGACUUCUUAAAACCAAACAAGAAGCUCCUCUACUUGUCUAUUGAUAAGUCGCAGGAUAACAAGAAUCAAAUAUCUUCGGAGAAAAUUGCUGAGCGCAUUAUGAACGUCACACAGCAGCUGUAUGAGGUCGUCCUUCUCUUUGAGCGAGAUGACAUCAUCAACUUUGACAAGUUGGAACACAGGGACGAAUGCGAUAUGUGCCUUCUGGGUUAUCGGGGGCUGUACACUCUAUACAUGUGUAUUUUCAUCCCCAUUUUGGUAAGCAUCCUUAUUUGCUACUAUAUUUACAAAAAGAAAAUAGGUCCCCAAGGAAGAACACCUGUGCGGAAAAUUACGGUAUUCCCCAACCAGGUGAAGUCAAUUGAGCCAAACAUACUUACGCUACAGUUAUAG
This is a messenger RNA of Plasmodium knowlesi strain H, 1827 nucleotides long. Its product is annotated as conserved Plasmodium protein, unknown function. The record is from RefSeq and is a predicted model, not a curated record. The transcript has 5 exons. The coding region runs from base 1 to 1827 and encodes 608 amino acids. Lineage: Eukaryota; Apicomplexa; Aconoidasida; Haemosporida; Plasmodiidae.